Molecule: messenger RNA, 1301 nt
Organism: Brassicogethes aeneus
Lineage: Eukaryota; Metazoa; Arthropoda; Insecta; Coleoptera; Nitidulidae
Source: the annotation of a GenBank genome assembly
GUAACUGUCAGGUCUGUAAACAAAACAAUUAGUUUAAAGAUAAUAAAUGUUAUGGAGGAAUUUUAUAUACCAGAGUUCUAUAAUGCUUCAGAGCCUAUAGAUCUUCAGGAAUACUUUGAUAAAUAUGGAAAAGCCUGUUAUGGUUUAAAUAAAACUGGUAUUCCUAAUGAUAAAAACGAUGCCAUUGUGAAAGAGUUAAAUCUAAGUCUCGAUAGUGAUGUUAUAAAUAAAUUGGAAGAGGCAUGUAGUAUUGAUCUUUUGGAUAAUAAAGAUGAAACAGUUUAUAAACCUGUUGAUAUUCCAAGUAGAUUAACAAAUAAGCAUAGACUAAAUGAGUUUUACCCUGUUACAAGUAAAGCUUUAGAGCUAGAAAGUGUUAAAUACAGAGAAGAUGUUUUAAAAUACUUUAAAUCAAAAUACAAAAAUGUUGAACGAUUAUUUUUCUCGUGUAACAUUUUCUCUCUUGUGAAUUUAAAUACGAAUAAUCCUGAAGAAAUUAAAGAUGAAUACCCAGUGUCUGAAUUUAUAAUUAAAAUAUUAGUGUAUAAACCUAUGUCCAUUACCCGAGGCUUAAACAAUUCUGAAAAAGUAAGGCUAUCACAAGAAAUUGAGGUCUUAGGCAGUAAUUUGUUAAGUGAAUUGGCAGAUAAAAUUGAUUGUUUAACUGACUAUGGGUUAUACAAAGAAGUAGAGACAACAGAAGAAAAUCUUAGUCAUUUAGUUAAUGGAAAAGCUCAUUAUCCUUCUAGUAGUAUUUUUAUUGAAAAUGUAUUUUACAAUGAUAUGAGGUCUCCAAAUGCCAUUGAUUAUUCUGAACCUUGUCGAGAAUGGGCGAAGUGUAAAGGAAUUCAGCUGUUUGGAACAAAAAUAAUGGAUUCUACAAAAUUUAGCGACUUAAAACCACGACUGGGCUACCCAUACGUGUAUUUGCAUCAGGGAGAUUGCGAGCACAUAAUCGCGUUUUGUGAUGCAAAACUUAUUCAGGACUCCGACGUACUCAACAGAAAAUGCUAUCCGAGAAUCACCGUCAAUAAGAGAAAGAGUAACAUUCAAUGCUACAUGUGUACUUUCGAUUACGCAAAGUGGAUCGUCAGCGGGAGCGAUCGCUUUCCGCAGGAGAAAAUAUUUCUCUGCACGGAGUGCUGCAACUCCUACAAUUUUAUUGAUGGCCAAAAAGUCGGCAGCUUCAAGCUGUUUCCGCUCUACGAUAGACGGAUGAUGGGGCAUGGCGAUGAUGAAAGCGAUGAGGAACCAGGGGAAGCCGAGUAAAAUACUAUUUAUAAUAAAGAUAAUUAAAUUUU